GUUUUAUUCUCUACUGAUGUUCAGACAAUAUUCAACCUAGAUAACAAAUUAAAUAAGGAGCAAAUGAUUGCGGCAAUCAAUGGUAUGGUUCAACCCAGAGGUAACACAAACACGAGAGGUGGCAUAACAACGGCUGUUGAUAUAUUUAAAGCAUCACAACAGUCAAGCCCUGGUGAGGCCAAAACGCUCAUGGUGCUCACUGAUGGCCAAAGUACUGGCGGUGUUGAGCCGGCGCCUACAUUAGCCAAACAACAGGGCAUUCAGACAAUGGCGUGGGGUGUGGGCCCUAACGUUAAUCAAAAGGAGCUACUCGAAAUUGCCAACGGCGACCAGGAUGGUGUGGACCUUAUUAAUAAUUAUAGCCUAUUAUUUGAGAAAACGUAUCACUUUAAAACACAACAAUGCAACAUGCCACAACAGCCACCGGUAGGGGUGUCAGUGGACGAUAAUUUAUACCAAGGUGAACGGAGAUUUUAUCAUUUUAAACUGCCCCCUAAUGGAAUUAAUGUUAUUGUGGGCAAUAAUCAUGGUCGA
Molecule: messenger RNA, 534 nt
Organism: Medioppia subpectinata
Lineage: Eukaryota; Metazoa; Arthropoda; Arachnida; Sarcoptiformes; Oppiidae
Source: the annotation of a GenBank genome assembly